This is a messenger RNA of Talpa occidentalis (Iberian mole), 3715 nucleotides long. RefSeq names its product CACN subunit beta associated regulatory protein (gene CBARP). Gene Ontology annotation, cellular component: plasma membrane; secretory granule. Gene Ontology annotation, molecular function: transmembrane transporter binding. The coding region runs from base 595 to 2766 and encodes 723 amino acids. The record is from RefSeq and is a predicted model, not a curated record. NCBI's taxonomy places the organism in Eukaryota, Metazoa, Chordata, Mammalia, Eulipotyphla, Talpidae. The transcript is spliced from 9 exons. Gene Ontology annotation, biological process: negative regulation of voltage-gated calcium channel activity; negative regulation of calcium ion-dependent exocytosis.
ACAGAUGCGCCUUUUUUGUCCUUUUCACUCCCACUGGCGCUCUGCAGAGGGAAGACCUUUACCUCGCCAAGUCGUGACCCAGGAGUAGCUCUGCUCAGCUCCUCCGCCCCUGCCCUUGGGGGUGGACAGCCCCAGGGGCCUCUUGCUACCCCCUCUAGGACUGACCCUCUGGUCCCUGCCAUCCUGGAACUAAUCUCCAGGGGUGUUCAGCCCCUUCCCUGUCCCCCGAUGGUGCAGGCGGGGUCCCUGGGGUCUCUCUGGAGGGCGCUGACAGCCUUAGUUUCCCCAGUCCUGUCCGGGGUGCUUCCCUUUUCCUGGGCAGGGCUUCCGUGGCGUCCCCUGGGCGGGCUACCCCCUCAAGCUGGGGAAGUGGCCAGUGUGCACACACCUCCCCAGCUUUAGAGAUGGGCAGAUGGGUGUCCGGUGCAGGCACUGGUCUGAGCAGGGGUUGGUUUGCCCCCCAGCUCCCAUGAGUCAUUGCCCUGUGUGGGCUUUGACCAGGGAGGCUGAUUCCAGUGGCUCCUGCAGGAGGUUGGGACGGAGGAGCUGAGCUGAGCAGGCCCUGCCCGCCAGGCCCUUCCUCCUAGCCUCAACAUGCAGCCCACCACCACUGCCACGGACACUGCCGCCACAGUCGCCCUGACGACCACCUGGGACAACGCCACAGGCCACCCCACUGUGGAGCCAGACCCCAUCCUGGACAACUAUGUGCUGCUGGUGGUGGUGAUGUCACUCUUCGUGGGGGGCACGCUUGUGGUGCUGUCGGGCGUGCUGCUGUUGUGCAAGCGCUGCUGGGACGUGCACCGGCGCUUCAACAGAGCCAUGGCAGAGGCAGAGAAGGUGACCACCACUUACCUGGACAAUGGCACGCACCCAGCCCCAGACCCUGACUGCAGGGGCGAUGACCCCGAGAGCCAGGAAGCCGAGACCGAGCACUUCCUGUGUGCCAGCUCCACGGGGCGCCGAGUCUCCUUCAACGAGGCGGCCCUCUUUGAGCAGAGCCGGAAGGCACAGGACAAGGGCCGUCGGUAUACACUGACAGAGGGCGACUUCCACCAUCUGAAGAACGCUCGCCUCACCCACCUGCACCUGCCACCCCUCAAGAUUGUCACCAUCCACGAGUGUGACUCGGGGGAGGCCAGUGCGGCCGCCACACCCCAUCCCGCUGCUCCCCCCAAGGCCAGCCUCGCCAUAUUCCAGCCCCCGGGGAAGGCCCUCACCGGCCGCUCCGUGGGCCCCAGCUCCGCCCUGCCAGGUGACCCCUACAACUCGGCCACGGGCACCACUGACUUCCAGAUCAGCCCCUCGCCGUCCAGUGACUCCGGGGAAGGCACUUCGUUGGACAUGGGUGCCAGGAGCAUGAAGCCUGGUGGGCUGGGGGCUGUGGCGGGGCCCAGAGACAUGGGCCCAGGCUCUGGGGCACUCCCUGUCCUGCAGUUCUUCACCCGCCUGCGCAGACAUGCCAGCCUGGAUGGGGCCAGCCCCUACUUCAAGGUCAAGAAAUGGAAGCUGGAGCCCAGCCAGCGGGCAUCCAGUCUGGACACCAGAGGCUCCCCGAAGCGGCACCACUUCCAGCGGCAGCGGGCAGCCAGCGAGAGCAUGGAGCAGGAGGGGGACGCCCCCCGGGUGGACUUCAUCCAGUACAUCAGCAGCACGGGCGACUCCACGGCCUUCUCACUCCCCCGCCCCUUUAUCGCCAGCCCCACCAGCCCGUCCCCCACUCUCGGCAGGCUAGGGACCUCAGAGGAAGCUGGCGCUGUGGGAGAAGCGAGCCCCGAGUCCCCCCCGCAGCGCGAUGGCGACGAGGGGCCUGAGCAGCAGGAGGAGUCUGAGGCGGGGCAAGAGCAGGCCCAGACCAUCUACCGCGACAUCUGGAGCCUGCGGGCCUCUCUGGAGCUGCACGCGGCUGCCACCUCGGACCACAGCAGCAGUGGCAACGACAGAGACUCAGUGCGCAGCGGCGACAGCUCAGGCUCCGGCUCCGGGGGCCCCGCGCCCACUUUCCCACCACCCUCGCCGCCGCCCACGCCGCGGGCCACGGAUGGCGAGACGAGCGGGCCACGGAAGCUGCUGCAGAUGGACAGCGGCUAUGCCAGCAUCGAGGGCCGCGGCGCGGGCGAGGACGGGCCUCCCGGCACCUCUGAGGAGCGCUUCUCCUUUCCUGGCGCGGGCCACGUGGCCACUGUGGGCGGCAGCUUCGAGGGGACGCCGGCCGACGCACCUGCCAGGCCCCACAGCCCGCGCGCCUGGCCCCGCCGCCCGCGCCGUGACUACAGCAUCGACGAAAAGACCGACGCCCUCUUCCACGAAUUCCUGCGCCACGACCCCCACUUCGACGACGCCCCUCAGGCUCGCCAUCGCACACGCGCACACCCGCACACUCGCAAGCAGUGGCAGCGUGGCCGGCAGCACAGCGACCCCGGCUCGCGAGCCACUGCGCCGGGUCCGGCCCUGCCCGGCUCUGCCCCCCGCCCGGUGCGCGCACCCCUGCGCCGCGGCGACAGUGUCGACUGCCCACCCGACCGUGCGGCCGACGACCCAGCGGGAAGCACUGCCCCGGCCAUCCCUGUCAUCGAGGAGGAGCCUGGUGGGACCAGCAGCUGCCCGGGCUCAGGCUUGUGCGCCAGGCCUCCAGGGGCACUUCUGGACAAGCUGGUGGCCCACCUGGACGAUGGACUCUUCCCGCCGAGUGUCACCCAGCCAGUCGCCGCGGUCCCUGCACUGGCGGCCGCUGCGCCCACAUCCCCUGACCACAGCCCGGUCUAAGCCCUGCAACCACUGCUUGCAAGUCAGCCUCUCUGGCCCGUGCGGCGUGGGAUCCCCAAGGCAGGGCAUGGCUGGGGGCAUGGCUGGGACACCUGGACCGCCCCCAGGUGUGCUGGCGCAGACCCCUCCGGCAGUUGGCUGGAUCCCCACGGCAUCCCAAAGCUCCAGGACCCAGGCUGAACUGGAGGGAGGGCGGUGGAGUGUCCUCGUCAGGCUCCUGCGCACCACAUGCAGUGCCCAUGGCCUCAGCGGCCUCUGGGUGGUGGCAGGAGCCCUGGUGAGCAUCCCCCAGGUCCUGCACACGAUGUGCCCUGAAGGAUCAAUGGGCCUGACUACCCCGGGCGCAAGCACCUGCGCAGCGCUCGCUCCCAGGGCCGAUAGAUCCUCAAGUCACAGCUGGCCUGGGUGCCAAGGCUCGGACACUGAGCCCACAGAAGCAGGCGCUGAGGAUCAGUGGGUGACAAGUGGGCCAGCCCUGGUUGGGCGAUUGGCCAGGGGCUGAGGCCACCCAUCCCCAGAAGCCGUUUACCUCAUGCAGCGUGUGCCCUCGGCAGUCUACACCCUCGAGCAAUAACCAGGCUCUCCUUGCUGCCGCUGCCAUCGCGGCCGCCACUGCUGCCGCCACUGCCCUCAACCCCGGAGGGCCCCUCCAGGUGUCCACGUGCUAGCGCCCGCCCUCCGCAUGUCGGUGACCAGGCUGCCCCCGCAGCCGCAUGUCCAGUCCAAAGAGCCACCAGGACUCAUCAGUGUCUGAGACUUACACAAAACCCAGAAGGCCAAGGUUUCAAGUUUCCCAAGCUUUAUUUAUUGCCAAAAGAGGGGGCCACCCUCACUGGCAGCCAAGUCACCCUGCCCCACCCCUCAAAGCUUCAUGCCAUCUGUGUACCAUUCAGUGAUGGAGUUUUCUCUCGUGUUUUGUUUUCUGGUUCAUUAUAAAUAUUUACUGCAC